Messenger RNA from Brassica napus (rape), 1078 nucleotides. RefSeq lists its product as uncharacterized. NCBI's taxonomy places the organism in Eukaryota, Viridiplantae, Streptophyta, Magnoliopsida, Brassicales, Brassicaceae. The record is from RefSeq and is a predicted model, not a curated record. The transcript has 2 exons. The coding region runs from base 58 to 504 and encodes 148 amino acids.
UUCUCUCUUCUAUCAUUUCCUUUUGACCCCUUUCUUGCUUUCUCUGAACAUAUAGACAUGAAGGAAUCAAGAAGAAUCAGAUUUUGUUUCUCAUUCUUAUUCUUCAUCUUGAUCAUCUCUUGGGGGAUUUCACCAGUAUCUUCAGAUGAGGGUGUCGCCAGGAAAGAAGAGAAUCCGUCUUCGCUUUUAAAGAUCAUAUGUGGGAUUUUUGGCAAGAAGUUUCCACCAAGUUCUUGGGAAUUGAUUCAAAGCGCAAUGCAGAAGAUCCAGAUGAAGCUUUACCCUCCAAAUCUUGAUUUCAGAAGCAACAGCGACAAAAACAACAAGGACAGAGAAGGAGGAGAAGAUAAAGGAGAGAAAGUGAAAGAGGCGGCGACAAGGAGCCUUGAAGUAAGCAAAGAAGCUAUUGAAGAGUCUGCAAAACUAGCAGGUGGUGUUGUAGGAGAAGUAGUUCACAAAACAGCUGAGAAAGUCACCAAACAAAGCUCACAUGAUGAAAUGUAAUCACUGAUAAUGUUAGUAAACAAUUCAGAUUCAAAUACCAUUUGCCAUUUCAAAAGGAACCAAUCAUAGCGUUAAAUGUAGACAGGCUUUGGCGGAAGAAGAACUAAAUGAAACGACUUCCUUUUCUGUUUAACUUGCUAAAAUGUAGAAGAUCACAUCGGUUCGGUUUUAUUUACCGGGUUAUAACAAACCGGAUCCUAAUCAAACCGGUUAAACCAAAUCCGUUAUAGUCCGUAGUUAUGUUAUUGUUAACCGUAAUCGUUGACCUCGCUGGCGCGUAAAAGUUGUUACCGCAGAUAGGCUUUUCAACCGAGGUAAAAUUUUGUCAUCUGGUUUUAUAUUCCACACACGCGUUUAGUAUAUAUGCUUAGUCUAUGCUAAUUACAGAAAUAAUAUUGGUUUACUCUUUUUAAGCUAAUAAAUGUUUAAAUCAAUGAAAAUAUUAGCCGUAGACCUCAACUAAUAAAGAUUAUUCACAAACUCUAAUAGAUUAAUCUGAGUUUCAGUCCACACUUCCUUGUUAUUUUCAAAUAUACAUAUACUACCCAAGUGAAAAUCGAGUUAAUGCAAUCAU